Messenger RNA from Bursaphelenchus okinawaensis, 2132 nucleotides. The record is from the annotation of a GenBank genome assembly. NCBI's taxonomy places the organism in Eukaryota, Metazoa, Nematoda, Chromadorea, Rhabditida, Aphelenchoididae.
AUGAUCUAUAUGUAUGAUUGUCAAACUGCCGCUUUUCAUUUCAGAACAGAAGACUUGGACAGUCUCAUAAUGGCGGACUGGCUCGGCAUUUCAGCCAUCUUCUUCUUCUAUAUUGUCAUCUUAGUGGUGGGUAUUUGGGCAGGGAAGAAGGCGGACAAAAGCAAAACCAAGUAUGGAGAACAAGUCGCUGAAAUCAUGUUGGCAGGUAGAAACAUCGGGUCGGUUGUUGGCAUCUUCACCAUGACUGGUAAGUAUGAAAUACUAUACAUUUUGACGUUUUUGAAAGAGUAUGUUACCUUUUGUCAUGGUUUGUUAUUUUGGUUACAACCUAAUUUCCAGCGACCUGGGUGGGUGGUGCCUAUAUUAAUGGUACAGCUGAAGCUCUCUACAAGAACGGGAUUCUCGGCUGCCAAGCCCCAAUUGGCUACGCUUUGUCGCUGAUCUGUGGCGGAGUAUUAUUUGCUAGAACGAUGAGAGAGAAGGGGUAUAUCACGAUGUUGGACCCGUUCCAACAAAAGUAUGGUCAGAGGGUUGGUGGUCUCAUGUUCAUACCUGCCCUGUUCGGCGAGAUCUUCUGGUCGGCUGCCAUCCUCAGUGCUCUGGGUAAGAAAAAGGGAUCAAUACUUGUUUGUAAAAAUCAGUUGAAGAUAUGAUUUGUUCCGUUAAUGUGGUGUUACAUUACACUUUUGUAAAAUGUUGAAAAGUAAUGUCAAAGUAUGAAGUUAACUUUAAACCUUAAAAAAUGUUUUUUAAGGAUCUACACUGGCUGUUAUACUGAACAUGGACAUUACUGCAUCAGUAGUGAUAUCAGCAUUCAUUGCUGUCGCUUACACGCUCUUCGGCGGCUUGUAUGCCGUAGCCUACACUGAUGUUGUUCAGCUUUUUUGUAUAUUUAUUGGAUUGGUGAGUUUUACUACGGCUUAGACAUGUUUUUCUUUCAUCUCCUGUAUUAUUUUUGACCCAAAUUUCUUAAUAUCAUAUGAUUACUACUCUUUUCAAACAUAUUAUUGUAGUGGCUCUCCAUCCCAGCAGCAUUUGCCCAAGACAAGACCACAAGUAUAAUAUCGAAUCCCUCGAAAUGGAUCGGAGACCUUGGCCCCACGUUACCAGAAAAACUACUUUGGUGGGACAACAUGUUACUUACCAUCUUUGGUGGUAUACCAUGGCAAGUCUAUUUCCAAAGAGUACUAUCGUCCAAGACCUCGCGUGGUGCACAGUUACUGUCAUAUGCAGCUGGAGUAGGUUGCAUUGUAAUGGCAGUACCACCAGCUAUCAUUGGUGCUAUCGCUCGUAACACCGACUGGUCGUUGACUGACUACAGACCCUACAACAAUGCUACAAGAGUGUCGCAGAUACCAUCGGAACAGAGCAGUAUGGUGGUACCACUGGUACUACAAUAUCUGACUCCAAAAUGGGCCACCUUCAUCGGUCUUGGAGCAGUCUCGGCCGCUGUUAUGUCAUCGGCUGACUCGUCUGUGCUCUCCGCCGCCUCCAUGUUCUCUCACAACAUCUGGAAGCUGACGAUUCAUCCGAUGGCUUCAGAAUCAGAAGUCAUCCUACUGAUGAGGUUCGCCAUCAUCAUGGUCGGUAUCUUGGCCACGAUCAUGGCGUUGACUAUUCACUCCGUCUAUGCUUUGUGGUAUCUCUGCGCCGACUUGGUAUACGUGAUAUUGUUUCCUCAAUUACUGUGCGUCGUAUACUUUGAGAAGUCAAAUACAUAUGGGUGUUUACUUGGCUACGGAGGUAAGGUGGACGAAGUAUAUAAAAGUGCAGUAACAAAACCAAAAAUGACAUACGAUUUUGUUUUAGUGGGUAUGAUACUACGACUAACAGGUGGAGAACCCUUACUCCACCUCCCAGCCCUAGUGCACUACCCGUACUAUGACAUCAAGUUCAAUAUCCAGUACUUCCCUUUCAAGACCCUGGCUAUGCUGGUAUCUCUGAUCGUAUCUAUGUCAUGUUCCUUGAUCACCAACUUCUUACUCAAAAACAAGAUUCUGGAUGAGAAGUUUGACGUUCUACAGUGUGUGGUGAACGUGGAGAUGAACGCAGACAGACGGAAGAGUGAAAGUAGUAACAUCAAUGGCACUGUCUUCGACCUCAACUACCGGUCGGGUAGUCUGCCCAUGUAA